AUGCGAUGCUUACAGGUUCAAAUUUUCCUUUCUGCAAAGACUUUCCGAUCAACCAAGUUGAAGCGCAGUCCUAGAGACAUUCGCUGGACUGUGCUGUACCGCAUAAAGCACAAGAAGGGAACUCAUGGUGUGGAACAUGUUCAAAAGAAGAAGAUAAAAAAGGCCACCACCACCCUUAACCGUGCUGUAGCGGGAAUGUCUCUUGAAGCAAUUCUUGCCAAACGUAACCAGACCUCCGACUUCCGACGCCAACAACGUGAGCAAGCAGCUAAGGCCGCCAAGGAAGCCAACAAAGCAGCCAGAGCAGCUAAAGCCGCCCAAAAUAAGGUUAGUAAGAGCUGA
This is a messenger RNA of Strongylus vulgaris, 342 nucleotides long. NCBI's taxonomy places the organism in Eukaryota, Metazoa, Nematoda, Chromadorea, Rhabditida, Strongylidae. The record is from the annotation of a GenBank genome assembly.